AUGCUUGAAACCAUCCGCAAAUACCUAUGCCGGUGUGAAAACCGCCCAAGACCACUAUCACAAGCCGAAAUCUCAAAAAGAAGCCUGGUCAAUUCCUCGCCCAUAAUCAGCGGUCUGCUCGUCAUAAGUGCGUUCACAGCCGCCGCUCUCCUUUCCAUCUUUAUCAGCCUUUCCCAGCCCCAAAAGAACGCAACAAUCAUCGCCCUCUCGGUCGUAUUCUUCAUCGCCCAAUGUCUCUCUCUCAUCAUCUACAUUACCCACCGUUGUAUCUCGCCGCCUCCGAAUCGUCCGGGUAAAACCAUCUUCGUCUACUUCUUCCUGUGGAUCAUUAUCCAAGGCUUUGGGUUCAUUUUAAUUCACUGCCUCUGGAAGCGCGAAUGGCCAGAAAGCUUGAAGAACUGGGCUCAUGCAUGGAUGUUUUUGAGCAUUGCCACCAUGGCCCUGUGGGCCUACGCAAUCAUUACCAUCCUUGGACGUAUGCACUAUGGACGGAUAGUAAAGAAGGAUUUAGAGACACUGAGGGUGGCUGCAACACGCCAGCAUGUAGGCGGAAGAGAUGUCUCGGAUGCAGAUGAUGAAAAGGCGACCUACGAACAUGUUGAAUGCUGCCAGCCGCCGCUGCCUGCUUAUUUUACCAACAAGGCGAGAAGAUAG
Molecule: messenger RNA, 654 nt
Organism: Colletotrichum truncatum
Lineage: Eukaryota; Fungi; Ascomycota; Sordariomycetes; Glomerellales; Glomerellaceae
Source: RefSeq, a predicted model, not a curated record